UUGACGGCCUCCAACGUCUUCCAUUCCCCCAUCCUCUGCUUCUCCUUUUUCAUCUUCUUCCAUUUUUUUUUUCAGUCCCCAUCUGGGUGGAAUCCGAGAUAGAAUUGGAGGUGAGGUUGAUGGGAGUGCACCUCGGUGAAGCCACUGGGACUUUGAUCUUCUCUUCAUUUCUUUGUCUCAUGGGCGUCUCUCUCUGUUGCUUCCAAUGAGAAUUCUAGUCUUGUUGUGGCUCUUCUUCUUGCCCUUGUGCUCAGUCUUGUUUGGGAUCGAUAUCGCUUUGGUGUCCGGUGAAUGUCUUGGUGGUUCGAGGCUGUGUCUGGAGGAUGAGAGGUCGUUGUUGCUGCAGCUGAAGAACAGCCUCAAAUUCAAAUCUAAUGUGUCGGUGAAACUAGUGACGUGGAAUGAAAGUGUGGGUUGCUGUUCUUGGGGAGGUGUAGCCUGGGACUCCAAUGGUCAUGUUGUCGCUCUUGAUCUGAGUAGCGAAUUGAUUUCUGGGGGAUUCAAUAGUUCCAGUAGUCUUUUUAGUCUACGACAUCUCCAGCGCUUGAAUUUGGCUAACAACAGCUUCAAUUCUUCUCAAAUUCCAUCUGGAUUCGAUAAGCUUGGUGAUUUGACUUACCUGAAUUUGUCGGAUGGUGGCUUUUCUGGGCAGAUUCCGAUUGAGAUUUCCCACUUGACAAGGUUGGCUACUAUCGAUCUGUCUAGCAUUUAUUACCUCACUGGUAUCCCUAAGCUGAAACUUGAGAACCCAAACCUGAGAAUGUUGGUUCAGAACCUCAAGGAGCUAAGAGAACUCCAUCUUAACGGUGUAAACAUAUCGGCCCAGGGAAAGGAGUGGUGCCAGGCCUUAUCAUCUUCAGUGCCGAAUCUCCAAGUGCUGAGCUUGUCCAGCUGUCAUCUUUCAGGCCCUAUCCAUUCUUCCUUGGAGAAGCUUCAGUCUAUCUCAAGGAUUCGUCUGGAUGACAACAAUUUCACUGCACCAGUUCCAGAAUUCCUAGGAAACUUCUCAAAUUUGACACAAUUGAAGCUUAGUUCUUGUGGAUUAAAGGGAACAUUUCCAGAAAAGAUCUUUCAGGUACCAACCCUCCAGAUUCUUGAUUUGUCAAACAACAGGUUACUUGAGGGUUCUUUGCCAGAAUUCCCUCUGAAUGGAUCUCUAGAUAGCUUGCUGCUCACUGAUACAAACUUUUCAGGGAAAGUACCUGACUCCAUAGGCAAUCUCAAGAGGUUGACUAGGAUAGAGCUUGCACGUUGCAAUUUCAGUGGGCCAAUCCCAAACUCCAUGGCCAACCUUACUCAACUGGUUUACAUGGACUUGUCUGGGAAUGCGUUUUCUGGUCCAGUCCCAUCUUUUAGUUUGUCCAAGAAUCUAACCCGAAUAGACCUUUCUCAUAAUCAUUUAGCAGGUCAGAUUCUUUCCUCUCACAGGUAUGGUCUUGAGAAUCUAGUGACUCUUGACUUACAUAACAAUUCACUGAAUGGAAGUCUCCCAAUGCACCUGUUUUCCCUCUCAUCACUGCAGAAGAUACAACUAAGCAACAACCAAUUUUCUGGUCCCUUCAGUGAAUUUGAAGUCAAGUCUUUUUCUGUAUUGGACACCCUUGAUUUGAGUAGCAACAAUCUGGAAGGGCCAAUACCUGUAUCCAUCUUUGAUCUCCAGUGUCUUCACAUCCUUGAUCUUUCUUCCAACAAAUUCAAUGACACUGUUUUACUAAGCACCUUUCAGAAACUUGGAAAUCUUAACACUCUUAGUCUGUCAUACAACAACUUGUCCAUCAAUUCAAGUGUUGGUAAUCCCACUUUGCCCCUGCCGUUGAAUCUUACCACAUUAAAAUUGGCUUCUUGCAAGCUCAGAACAUUACCUGAUCUUAGCACCCAGUCAAGAUUGACACAUUUAGACCUUUCCGAUAACCAAAUUCCCGGGAGCAUACCUAAUUGGAUUUGGAAGAUUGGUAAUGGAUCUCUUUUGCAUUUGAAUCUCUCUCAUAAUUUACUGGAGGAUCUGCAGGAAACUUUCUCUAAUUUUACUCCUUCUCUGUCCAUCCUUGACCUACAUUCCAACCAGCUCCAUGGCCAAAUCCCCACUCCUCCCCAAUUUUCCAUCUAUGUGGAUUACUCAGACAACAGUUUCAACGCUUCCAUCCCAGAUGAUAUUGGUAUUUACAUUUUCUUCACUCUUUUCUUCUCGCUUUCAAAGAAUAACAUCACUGGAGUUAUUCCUGAAUCAAUAUGCAAUGCCAGUUACCUGCAAGUUCUUGACUUCUCUGACAACAAUUUGAGUGGCAAAAUACCUUCAUGUUUAAUUGAGUAUGGGACUCUUGGGGUGCUGAAUCUACGGAGAAACAAUUUUAGUGGUGCUAUACCUGGCAAAUUUCCAGUCAACUGUCUUUUACAGACUCUUGAUCUCAGUAGGAAUAGUAUAGAAGGAAAAAUUCCCGGGUCUCUGGCGAACUGCACAGCAUUAGAGGUUUUAAACCUUGGGAACAAUCAGAUGAAUGAUACCUUUCCUUGCUUGUUGAAGAACAUAACCACUUUGCGAGUCCUUGUUCUGCGAGGCAACAACUUCCAAGGAUCCAUUGGAUGUCCCAAGAGCAAUUCGACCUGGGCAAUGCUUCAGAUUGUUGACCUAGCUUUCAACAAUUUCAGUGGUAAAUUGCCAGCAACAUGCUUCUCGACCUGGACAGCAAUGAUGGCUGGUGAAAAUGAAGUCCAAUCCAAGCUCAAACACCUGCAAUUUAGGGUUCUACAAUUCAGUCAAUUGUACUAUCAGGAUGCUGUAACAGUUACCAGCAAAGGUCUAGAAAUGGAGUUGGUGAAGGUCCUAACUCUCUACACCUCUAUUGACUUGUCGUGCAACAAUUUUCAAGGGGACAUACCAGAAGUGAUGGGGAACUUCACAUCGCUCUAUGUUCUCAACUUAUCGCAUAAUGGUUUCACGGGCCAUAUCCCAUCGUCAAUAGGGAAUCUGCGACAACUUGAGUCAUUAGACCUCUCGCGAAACAGGCUGAGUGGAGAGAUACCCACACAGCUUGCGAAACUAAAUUUCCUUUCAGUCCUGAACCUCUCAUUCAAUCAAUUGGUGGGAAGGAUCCCAGCAGGUAAUCAAAUGCAAACAUUUUCAGAAACUUCUUAUGAAGGGAAUAAACUGUGUGGGUGGCCUCUGAAUAUAAGUUGCACUGAUCCACCACCAUCUGAAGACAAAAGAUUUCAAGACAAAAGAUUUCAAAACAAGGAAAAAUUUGAUUGGGAGUUCAUAAUCACUGGAUUGGGAUUUGGGGUAGGAGCAGGAAUAAUUGUUGCGCCCCUAAUCUUUUGGAAGAAGGGGAGGAAGUGGUUAGAUGAAUGCGUCGAUAGAUUUGUGUUGCUGAUCCUUCCCAUUGUGCGACUGCUUUACACCAACUAUGGGAGGGUUGAGGCAGAGGAAGCAUUUGGAAUAGAGCUCACAGACAUCACCGGAGGCUACGAGGAUUCUGAUGAAGAGAAGGAUGAGAUUGAGUUUGGAUCAUUUGACGUUCGAUUUUGCGUGUUCUGUACAAAGCUUGACAUUGGUAUGAAGAAACCAAUACACGACCCUAAUUGCAGUUGCCACGACUCACCACCCAUUUUGUCUUCAUCCUCCUCUUCAUCAUCAUCUUCUUCCCAGAUAUAGAAUCAAGGAGCUUUGGAGUUGGACAUCUGUGUUUUUCCUUUUACUUUUUUAUUUGUUUUGUAUAUACAUACAAAUCCAUCAAACCCAAAGGAGGUGAUGAGAACAACACCUUUCAUAUAUUUUUGUAAUAUCUUGAUUCAAGAACAAUUCCCCUUUUUACUUGAUUCUU
Messenger RNA from Vitis riparia (riverbank grape), 3818 nucleotides. Its product is annotated as receptor-like protein 7. Lineage: Eukaryota; Viridiplantae; Streptophyta; Magnoliopsida; Vitales; Vitaceae. The coding region runs from base 206 to 3649 and encodes 1147 amino acids. The record is from RefSeq and is a predicted model, not a curated record. Gene Ontology annotation, molecular function: protein binding. The transcript has a single exon.